AUGUUUAGCUCUGAAAUCCCCUCGAGAAGUCGUCAUGCAAAAAUCGUGGAAGUAUUGGUUGGAGCAUCUUUAUUUGCCAGCAAUAUUGGCAGUGGCCAUUUUGUCGGUUUGGCAGGAUGGAAUAUGUAUGUGGCAGUCAUUGCUUUAGUCGCUUUAGCAGCAAUUUUUACCAUUAGUGGAGGCUUGUCAGCUGUCAUUUGGACAGAUUUUAUUCAGACAAUCAUUAUGAUUAUUGCUGCUUUUGUUUUGAUGAUAAUUUGCUAUGUCAAAGUUGGUGGUAUACAAAUAAUCAAAGAAAUGUAUCCAUAUGCAGUAUCUAGUUCAACACUUUACAAUGUUACUAGCUGUGGAAUACCUCCCAAUGAUUAUUUUUCUCUUAUUCGACCACUGAACAGUGGUAACGGUCCACCUUGGGUUGGAAUCAUCGGUUUGCGUGGGCUCAUGUUAGCAUGCAUGAUAGCUGCAUUAAUGUCUUCAUUGACAUCAAUAUUUAACUCGAGUUCGACAAUAUUUACCAUAGAUAUUUGGCAACGAUUUCGUCAAAAAGCUCCACAAUGGGAACUUCUAAUUGUUGGAAGAGUAUUUAUCUUAGUAUUAGUUGGUAUUAGCAUUAUUUGGAUUCCAAUUAUCUCAGCGUUUCAAGGAGGAAAAUUGUUUGAUUAUAUUCAUUAUUUGACAAAACCAAUUCCAGAUGAGUGUGUAAGUGGUAAAAGUUUGAGUGGCUCAGGAGCGUCAAGUGGUAUCGCUGUUGCAGGAUUCGAAUUGACAGCAAUUUAUAUGCUAGUUGUAUUAGGAUGGAUUUUUGUUCCCGUCUACAUGAAAUCAAAGGUAUUUACAAUGCCUCAAUAUUUGAAAAUGAGAUAUGGCGGUGAUCGAAUUCGAAUAUAUUUAACGCUUCUGGCACUGAUGUUAUCUAUAUUUACAAAAAUAUCUGUUGAUCUUUAUUCGGGAGCCGUAUUCCUUCAACAAGCACUCAACUGGAAUUUAUAUAUUUCUGUCGUAGCGCUUAUACUACUUGCUGCAUGUUUUACAAUCGGAGUAGCGAAUAGUACACUAUAUAAUACGACAACGUGUGGCAUACCAAGUGAAGAUUAUUUUUCACUUACAAGACCUUUUAAUGCUGAUUUACCUUGGUUUGGCUUGUUGUUGGGCAGCACAAUUGUUUCAACAUGGUAUUGGAGCUGUGACCAAGUAUGUGUGUAUAAUAUGAAUUGAACCGUAUAUUGUAAAUAUUAUGUGCUGCGUUCAGAUUGUGCUGUGUCUAGAGAUGCAUCAAACCCGGAUAUUUGUGUUUGGUGGAUUUGGAUUUGGUAAAGAUUUGGAAUUUCGGAUUUGUAAUCCCAAACACUUUGGAUUUGGUCUGGUCACCAAACCCAACGAAAGUAUUAUUAUCGUUAGUAAACUGUUAGACAUAUGCCCAUAAUAAAUUUCGAACUUUUCGACCGAGAUUUUUGCGGAAAAAUGAAAGUUGUCCAAAAAUCCUGAAAUACAUACCAAUCAAUUCAGGUUUUUAUGCUAAUUCCAAAUAUGACAUUGGUUAUGCAGAAAAAUAGGAGUUUAACAAUGAAAACUGCAAAAUACAAGCGAAAUUCCUUGUUUUUUGCUACCUGUUUCAAAAAAGUUAAUUUUCUCAACAACGGAACGAUAUUUUCCAAAACCGAUACUUAACUUUUUUCGUGCUAUUAUGGCGAGUAGAAUGAUAUAAAAUAUUGGCUUCAACUCCUAUCUAGAAAGACUUGAAGCUUUUAAAAUUUUAAAAAACGGCUUAUUUUCUAAAAACUAAUGUAAAACUCAAACACAGUGUAUUUGGAACCUUGGAAGUAUUCCAUGCUUGUUCUCCGUGAAAAAACUGAAUUGAUUGGUAUGUAUUUCAG
Didymodactylos carnosus is the source of this 1874-nucleotide messenger RNA. NCBI's taxonomy places the organism in Eukaryota, Metazoa, Rotifera, Eurotatoria, Philodinida, Philodinidae. The record is from the annotation of a GenBank genome assembly.